Messenger RNA from Asparagus officinalis (garden asparagus), 645 nucleotides. RefSeq names its product putrescine hydroxycinnamoyltransferase 1-like. Gene Ontology annotation, molecular function: acyltransferase activity, transferring groups other than amino-acyl groups; nucleic acid binding; RNA-DNA hybrid ribonuclease activity. Lineage: Eukaryota; Viridiplantae; Streptophyta; Magnoliopsida; Asparagales; Asparagaceae. The coding region runs from base 1 to 645 and encodes 214 amino acids. The record is from RefSeq and is a predicted model, not a curated record. The transcript has 2 exons.
AUGUCUGUGGAUCAUGCGGAGCUGUUGGCUGUCCAGGAAGGCAUUCGCUUUGUUUGGCUUAUGAACUGGAGGAUUUCGGUGGUGGAAAUUGACUCUCUAAAGGUUGUCUCCUUGAUGGACUCUCCUUCUCCUUUUGUUUCUUUGGCUCCUAUUGCAGAUGAAGUUCGUGCUGGUCUGACUAUUACUCGCUGCUCUAAAGUUUCUUAUGUAAAGCGCACUGGUAAUGGUGUUGCUCAUUCCCUAGCUAAGUCGGCUGUGGACAAAAGCUUUGUGGUUCCGAGUGAGAAGACCCCAAGGCAUUCUAUAUGGCUCUCGAAAAUCAACCUAAAGUGCAACGGAGAUUACGUGGUGGCAGUUUACGUGUACAGGCCUAACGCCGAGCUAAACAUUUUCUCCAUUGCAGAUGCGCUCAGAGUGGCGCUGAGCAAGGCUUUGGUUCAUUUCUAUCAUUUGGCGGGCAGGCCUGAGCUCAAUAGGGACGGACGGUGCGAGCUUAGAUGCACCGGAGAUGGGGUUCUGUUCGUGGUGGUGAGGUACGAUGGGAGGGUCGAUGAGUUCGGAGAUUUUAGGCCAUCCCCGGAGAUGAGGAGAUUGCUGGUUCCUUCUGUUGAGUCGGCUGAGCCUCCAGCAGUAUCUUGGCUAUGA